Messenger RNA from Lucilia cuprina (Australian sheep blowfly), 776 nucleotides. RefSeq names its product FUN14 domain-containing protein 1. The transcript has a single exon. Gene Ontology annotation, biological process: autophagy of mitochondrion. NCBI's taxonomy places the organism in Eukaryota, Metazoa, Arthropoda, Insecta, Diptera, Calliphoridae. Gene Ontology annotation, cellular component: mitochondrial outer membrane. Bases 225 to 755 code for a protein of 176 amino acids. The record is from RefSeq and is a predicted model, not a curated record.
UUAAUUGCAACAAAAAGUUAACGGCGUUAAAAUCUAAUAUCUAACUACGAGUUUAUAAUCAGUUUGCAUUUAUUAUACCGCAGAAAAAAAGUACGAAUUGCAUAUUUAUUAGGUCAUCUAAAAAUUAUCUUAAAGGAUAGACAAGAUAAAAAAAAUUAGUGUGCAGUUAAAUAAUAUUAAUAACACAAAAAAAGCAAACAAAAAGUGAAUCACUUUUGUAUAUUAUGAGCGACUGGGCAAAAACUCAAAAAAACCAAACCAAUAAAAACAUUGAAAAAAUGUCGGAUGACGCAUCUAAGUUUUUGGGAGGGAUAUUGGGUGACAUUAGCUCCCGCUCGGCUUACUCACAAAUACUAAUAGGUGCCUCAACUGGUUGGGCCACUGGUUUCGCCACCAUGAAAGUAGGAAAAUUUGCUGCUUUCGCCAUUGGUGGUGGAAUUAUAUUAAUGGAAAUUGCGCAUCAAGAAGGCUACAUCGAAAUUGAUUGGUCGAAAAUAACACGCAAAUUGGAUAAAGUCACCGAUAAAGUUGAGGAAGCUGUCACUGGCCACGAGAAAACUUGGAUUGACAAGACCGAAAGAUUUGUUGACCGUAAAUUGGAUCGUGCUGAGGACUUGCUGAAGGACAAGUCGAAAUUAGCAAAAAAAUGGUACAGCAAAUUGAUUGGCGAUGAAAAUGGUCCCAAAAUAAAUGAUCUACACAUUUUCUUAACUGCAUUCGUUGGAGGCAUUGCCUUGGGCAUAGCCACUGCUUAAAAGUAAAGUUUUUAAAACAAA